Molecule: messenger RNA, 2538 nt
Organism: Perca flavescens (yellow perch)
Lineage: Eukaryota; Metazoa; Chordata; Actinopteri; Perciformes; Percidae
Product: BAR_ACAPs and ArfGap_ACAP domain-containing protein
Exons: 22
Coding region: 355-2538 (727 amino acids)
Cellular component (GO): cytoplasm
Molecular function (GO): protein binding; GTPase activator activity
Source: RefSeq, a predicted model, not a curated record
GAGCCAAGCGACCCGGAUGUUUGGCGGAAGCGGUCGGUUAGCAACAACAGCAACAGCAGCAGCAGGUGCAGGCAGGCUGCGCAGACAGCUGUUACACUAAAAACACACCAAACAUGCUUUUAUUGACACUGUGUCAACAACGGGCGUGACAGGCCGGAUGGGAAACAGUCGGACUCGGCUCGCGGAACAACUCUCUCGGCAGUUGUCCCGUUGUCUCCCCCCCCCCCGGCUUGUGGACGGAGUUAAAACAUGAUGAACGGAGCUAACUGGAUGCUAACAGGCUAACCGUCAGUAUGGAGAGGCUUUGAUCAACGUUAUCAACAGGUUGACUUCGGGACAGUAACAGAAGACGUCAUGGACUCGCUGCUGGACUUCGAGGAAUGUGUCAAAGACUCUCCUGAGUUCAGGCUGAAGCUAGAGCUGUUUGAGGCGGAUGUGUCUGUGCUCGAGACACAACUGGACAAGGUGAUGAAGCUGUGCGGGAAGAUGGUGGAGGCGGGACAAGCGUACAACGCAGCCAAUCAGCUAUUCCUGGCCGGCCUGGCCGAACUCUCCACGUACCACAGGAAGGACGGUGUCAUCAGCAACUGCCUGAACCAGUUCAACCAGGGCCUGCAGGAGAUGGUCAGCUUCCACACUAUGUUGUUUGAUCAGACUCAGAGAGCCAUCAGCCAGCAGCUGACCAACCUCUGCUCACAGUUCCUGCCCCAGCUGGUGGAGACCCGGAGAGAGUUUGUGCGGAUCGGGGAUGAUCUGGAGACGGCGGCGGUGAAGAGCGCUCAGGCGUCUCGCCACAAAGCCGCCGACGCCGAGCGCGCCAGUCACCUGCUGCUCGCCACGCGCAAAUGCUACCAGCACUUCGCCCUGGACUACUGUCUGCAGCUCAACACCUUCAAGACUCAGCAGAGAAUCGACAUCUUGAACUCGGUGUUCUCCUUCGUCCACGCACAGUUCACCUUCUUCCACCAAGGCUUCGACCUGCUCCGGGACCUGGAGCCCACCAUGAAAACCAUGGCAACACAGUUGUCCCAGUUCUCCGCUGACUGUGCAGCUAAAAGGAAAGACCUGGAGAACACACACCUGCUGGUGCAGCAGAGAGAUGCUUCAGGGGAGCCCAUGGUCAUCCCGUGUCCCGGCAGUGAUGACAUCAUCCAGGGUUACCUCUUCAAACGCUCGAGGAGGAAAACCAAAACCUGGAAGAGGUCCUGGUUUUCCAUCCGAGACAACCAGCUCCUCUACAGGAAGUCACACAAGGAGGAGGCCGUGGUCCUGUUCGAGGAUCUCCGUCUGUGUGCCGUCAAAUCUCUGGAGCACCUGGACCGCCGCUUCUGCUUCGAACUGCUCUCCGUUCAGAAAUGCUGUGCUCUGCAGGCUGACUCGGAGCAGCUGAAGCAGGCGUGGCUCAGUGCUCUGCAGGGCAGCAUCGACCUGGCCUACAGAGAGAGGGCCGACUCCCAGCCUAAAGAGCUCCCCCCUCCCCUCUGCGGGGGGGACUCGUCCCCGGGCCCCCCCGCGCCGAGGCCGUCGGUGCUGGACGUGGCCCUGCGGGGCCCCGGGAACCAGCGGUGCUGCGACUGCGGCGAGGAGGAGCCGCGCUGGGCCUCCAUCAACCUGGGAGUCACCGUGUGCAUCGAGUGCUCCGGCAUCCACAGGAGCCUGGGAGUCCACCUGUCCAAGGUGAGAUCUCUCACUCUGGACUCAUGGGAGGCUGAACAGCUGAAGCUGCUGUGCAUUCUGGGAAAUAACACCGUGAACCGGAUCUACGAGGCGCGGUGUUCAGAGGAAGGCCGAGUCAAACCCCGAGCCAACAGCCCGCGAGUGGAGAAGGAGACGUGGAUCAAAGAGAAGUACGUGGAGAAGAGAUUUGUCCAAAACGGCAGCUCGGACGGAGCUCGAGGAGGGAAGGGCGAGGCCGCGCUGCGUCUGUAUCGGGCUGCGUCGGCGGGGGAUCCGGUUGCCAUGGCGGCAGCGUUGGCCCAGGGGGCGGAGGUCAACGGGAGCAUCGCCGAGGAGACGGGGCGCACGGCGCUGAUAGGAGCUGCUGUCGGGGGCUCCCUGUUGGCCUGUGAGUUCCUGCUGCUGAACGGAGCAAACGUCAACCACCGAGACCUGAGAGGACAGGGAGCUCUGCACGCUGCUGCUACCGCUGGACACACUGGACAGGUCUGUCUGCUGCUGAAGAGAGGAGCCAAUCAGUACGCUGUAGACGAGCGGGGACAGGACCCGCUGGCCAUCGCCGUGGAAACGGCCAACGCUGACAUUGUCACACUACUGCGGAUGGCCAGGAUGAAUGAAGAGAUGAGAGACUCAGAAGGAGUCUUCGGAGCGAUGGGAGACGACGAGACGUUCCAGGACAUCUUCCGCGACUUCAGCGACAUGGCGUCACACGACCCCGAGCGGCUCAGCAGACGCCAGUUCAGCCGCGGCGGCGGCGAGGAAGAAGAAGAGGAGGAGGAGGAGGAGGAGGAGGAGGUGGUGAAGGGAGGCGCAGGAGAAACUGUGAACAGCCGCCAACACGGUGUUGGAAAGACGUCGUAA